This is a messenger RNA of Cyclocybe aegerita, 3309 nucleotides long. The record is from the annotation of a GenBank genome assembly. NCBI's taxonomy places the organism in Eukaryota, Fungi, Basidiomycota, Agaricomycetes, Agaricales, Hemipholiotaceae.
AUGGUUGCCAGUGCCAAUGCCGACAUAUACUCCCCCUUCCAGCCGCCCCUGCUCUCAGAAGAAGGUCCGCAAUCCAGUGAGGAGGGCUCAGGUCUGCAUUCGCCUGUCUUUGGUGCCCAGUAUUCCGCCCACGGCGACAGUUUCCGGUAUCAACAUGACCAGCUGGACGUGCACCACCCCGCCGCACCGGCUCCUGCCAUGAUCGCGCCGGGAUACGAUGGCUACGCGCACCCCCACCACCACCAUUCACUGAACGCGGCCCAACAGCCUCCGAUGCUUGACUCCGCGCUAGAGCUCCCGAACUCCAACUCCUCAAGCGCCCGGCAGGUCACGUUCGCGUCGCAGCAGUUCCCCAUCGGCCCGCGUAACAACCACAACCAGCUCGGGAUCGACUUCCGGGGCCCGCCUCCUCUAUCCUCCUCCUCCUCCUCGACUGGCAUCGACUUUCGCUAUAGUCCCCCCACCGAGCGACGGUUGCCUGGUGGACCGUCCCAUGACCACUCCUACGCCCGCCAGCCCGGGUCCUCCUCGUCUAGCGGCGGCGGAAUGCCCUCGCUGGAGGCUGAUCACAGGAACGCGCUCGUGAACAACACGCCCACGACACGCUCGGGCCCCUCGCCCUCCAACGCCGCCAACACCACCGCCCAGUCAGGCUCGGGCACCAGUAAUCCCACCGCGUCAUCCUCCUCUACCGCGCGGAAGGAGACUACCGCCCCCGUUGUCAUAGCCUGUCGCCAAUGCCGUUCCCGCAAAAUCCGCUGCGACUCAACAAGGCCCGUAUGCAACAACUGCGUCCGGCGAUCGAACGAGUGCGAGUACGAUUUGGUGCCCAAGCGGAGGGGCCCCGAUAAGCGUCCCGGCACGCGCCAGCGCUCCUGUAAAAAGAGACCUGCGGACGGGAGUGCUCCCCCGCCCCCGAAACGUAAACGAACGAGUGGGCCUGCUACGGGGGAUAGGGCUGAACAAGAGGGCCUUUCGCCACAUCAGCUUCAGCAACAGCAGCAGCAAGAGGACCUUUCGCCACAGCACCUUCAGCAGCAGCAGAUCCAACAACAGAGAGACUACUACGCGCACCUCCCACCCCCGUCUCUACACCAACAAUCCUCCACCUCGAUUUCGGCGUCAGCGUCGGCGUCGGCGUCAAGAGCGAAAGAGAACGACCUCGGCUUGAAGCGGUCCUCGCCCGGAUCAAGACAGCAGCUCGACCAUCGCUACCAGGACUUGCACUACCCGUCGCCUUAUCAUCAAGGACAAGGGCCACCGCCCUCGCCCACCGAUUUACGGAUCCCACCACCGUCGUCAGCGUCGGGGUCGGAGGUUUCACAUCAUUACAAGCACGAGUUGUCGGCCCCGUACCGUCGAACAUCCUCGUAUAUGCAGUACGAUCAAGGUUCCUAUACCAAACCGUCCUAUCCGCGCCAACUCGACGUAAAUACUUUCGCAUUUCCAGACACGCAUCACUCUCCCUCUCACAUCAGUCACCUGGGGUCAGCAGGGACGGCAAUGAGAGGACGGCCCACCAGCACCGGCAUGGGCACCAGCAGCAGCACCAGCAUGGGCACGGGCGGAAUAACGACUUCUUCGACUGAGCGAGAGCUGGAGAUGGAGAUGGAGAUGAGGAGGUGGUGGGAGAGGAUUUUGAGGAGUUAUAGUACUCAUGAUAUCGCGGCUGAAGUUAAUUUCCUCGUUAAUAACACUGGACACCUUCUUUCAUUCAUCAACGUCGACUAUCUCGUGCGGCGGCUCCAAUACGAGUUUGGCGAACACUCUCACUCUCACUCCCAUUCCCACAACACCCAAUCCCACCACAACAACCACACCAACAACCAACACCAACAUAACCAUAACCAACAUAACCAGCACCAACAGCGCAUCCAGCCCGCGUUCGUAUACGCCGUGCUAGCGAUGGCGAAGCUGAUGAAGAGCAGCAAGCUCGAGGGCGGCGCGGCGGGGCUCGCGCAGGCGACGGAGCUCGCGGGGUGUGCGCACCAGGCGUAUGAGGACGCCUUGGUGGGUGGGUGGAGGGAUGUGAGUUUGGCGGAGGCGGCGUUGAUCCUCGCCCUCUUCGAGUCCUCCGCCCACCCGCAAUACUCCGCCACACGCGCCGCCUCCGCCUUGCUCGCCCUCGACAGCGUUAUCAAAGACUUGAACCUGACGACGUCCGACCUGCACUUCCCCGACGCGACGCGCUUCCACGCGGACACUGUCCCGAUUAUCAUCACCGAUGCACCGUUCGACGAGAUGGAGGUGCGCUGUGCGUGUCUCUCCCUCGGUGCGCUCAGCCCGCCCGGUACCCUCUCUCCUGGUACCCUCACCUCUGGGGCGCUCAACUCGGGUAGCCUCGACCCAGACACGCUCAACCCGAGCGCCCUCAGCCCGGACGCAGACCCGUUCAUCAACCGCCCGCACCAGCUGCCGUGGAGCGCUGCGUGGACGGAGCAGGAGGUGAGAGAGGAGGAGAGGAGAAGGGUGGUAUGGAGCGCGUUGAGCCUCGUCUCGGAGUAUGUCGCGCAGUGCGAGACGUUCAACGAGGCGCCGGGGAGGUUUUGGAUCACAGAAGCGGCUAACUACGCCCUGUUCUUCCCUGGGGAGAUCCUCGACCGGUACGCCCCCGCCUACCAAGUGCGCGACGGCCUCUGUGCAAAAGAGUCCGUCUACGCCUUGUUCUGCCGGGCGAUGCUCCUGUGGAACUUCUGCAACCGGUUCCGCGAGCCGAGCAGGGACGAGGAGAGGGCGGAGCAGGCGCAGGAGGCGUUCCUCGAGGCGCAGGCGAUCGAGGACGCGCUGAAUGCCCAUAGGUGUAAUUUGGACACGACGAUCAUGUAUACGUGCCGCGAGUACCUGCAUAAUACGCGCAUGCUGGUCGCGCAGGCGUUUAGGGGCAGUUUUCAUGGGCUGAAUAAUGGGAAGACGACGCCUGGGCCGAUAUUCAAGCGGAAGCAGGCCGAGGAUUGGUUAUUCUACGAAGACCAAGUCAUCUCGCGCGUCAACACGCUCAUCCACCACCUCGCCGGGCCCGCAGGGCAGCAGCUCACCCGGCGGCCCUUCCGCAUCACCUGGUUCAUCAACCAGCUCGCGAUCUGCAUCGUGCUCUGGAACCACGACCGCACGCUCGAGGACGCGCUCAAGCUCGGCAAGCUCAUCCUCAACCCCAUCGAUGUGCUGAACGAGCUCUGGCCGUGUGCGGUGAUCAGACAUCGGUGCGAGUCGUUGAGGCAGCAGCUGGUUGAGGCGUGCCAUGCGGUCGGUAUGGAGGGUCCGCUGGCGCCCCAUUUUACGAUCCCGCCGAUCUUGAGGGGACCACGGUGA